AUGUUCUUUACGAACGUGCAAAGCUGUGUGCAUCUUGGUCAGCAGAUUGUGUGUCCACCUCGACUACAGUAUAAGACACUCGGUCCAAACAUCGGGCACUUCUAUGUAGUGUGCAAGAGGUCUCUUCCAGGAUCUAAGCCUUGCAUCAAGUACGUCUCGGAUCGCUUGUCUGCCCAUGAGAGGCAGGAGAUCGGCGACUUCAUCAUUGCUCGCGAACUACAACUUCGCAUCGAUACCACUGCACAAGACCUCGAUCCUGUCCCCGUACAGGCUGUCGCAUAUCCAAGUGCUUAUGAAGACCAUCCUCGUCAUCUUUCCAUCUACUUUUACACCGAGGAAACCUCUUCUCCCGAAAUGAUCUUUGCGCAAUGGCCCAAUCCCUUUGGUUCAUUAUCUAUGUCAGCUUUUGUCGCAAGCUGGGAGGCUCUGAACGUUCGGCUGUCCGACAAAGUGCGAGUUCUGAUGUAUCUGGACGAGGAUGUCGAGUCCUGGGCUGAGAUGCCUCUCAAUGCUAUCACCAUCUCCACUCGCAUAUCGGCCCUCAUUGUUUGUCGGGAAGGCGUCUCACCAUCCAAUGAAGAUCUGAAGGAUGUGGUGGACCUUUACCCAGGUCUAUUCACUGGUCAAAUCACCACACAAACUUUCAGAGUAGCCUGA
Messenger RNA from Peniophora sp. CBMAI 1063, 657 nucleotides. Lineage: Eukaryota; Fungi; Basidiomycota; Agaricomycetes; Russulales; Peniophoraceae. The record is from the annotation of a GenBank genome assembly.